This is a messenger RNA of Amphibalanus amphitrite, 2272 nucleotides long. RefSeq names its product atlastin-1-like. NCBI's taxonomy places the organism in Eukaryota, Metazoa, Arthropoda, Thecostraca, Balanomorpha, Balanidae. Gene Ontology annotation, biological process: endoplasmic reticulum organization; protein homooligomerization. The coding region runs from base 120 to 2027 and encodes 635 amino acids. The record is from RefSeq and is a predicted model, not a curated record. The transcript is spliced from 2 exons. Gene Ontology annotation, molecular function: GTP binding; GTPase activity.
GCAGUUGGCUCCGGGGCUGCGGGCAGCGGCCGUGCCAACUCAGUCGUCACCCUGCUGGCGUGCUGUUCGGACCGCGCUGGUGAACAGGGCACGCCGGGGCCCCGGCGCACCGUCCCGAUAUGGCACAGAACAAUGCAGCACCUGCGGCUAAGCAGGUCCUGUCCGCCCUCGAAGAGGGAGGAUUCAGACUGCACUCUGAAAACCUCAAGAGUAUCUUGUUAGCCGAGAGCGUCGUCAACAAGCCCGUGGUGGUCAUCUCGGUGGCGGGCGCGUUCCGCAAGGGCAAGUCGUUCCUGCUGGACAUGAUGUUGCGCUACCUGACGGCGCGCGACAAGUCCAGCUGGCUCUCCGAACCGAGGCGGCGCGGCUUCCCGUGGCGGAGCGGCCGCCGCCGGCACACCACCGGCCUGCUGAUGUGGUCCCAGCCGGUCCCGGUGACCCUACCAGACGGCACAGAGGCGGUCAUCCUCCUCAUGGACACUCAGGGCACCUUCGACAACCAGUCCACCAUGCACGAGUCGUCCACCGUGUUCGCGCUCAGUACCCUCCUGAGCUCCGUACAGAUCUUCAACCUGAUGGGGAACCUGCAGAACGACAACCUGGAGCACCUGCAGCUGUUCACCGAGUACGGUCGCCUGGCGCUGCAGGACGCCAGCAGCACUCCCUUCCAGAAGCUGCUCUUUCUCAUCAGAGACUGGCAGUUCGCGCAUGAGCUGCCGCUGGGCGCCAAGGGGGGCGACGAACUGGUCCAGGAAUGGCUGGACUGUCAGUCUGGGAAACCCGAGCUCGUGUCAGUUUGUGAGCACAUCAGGAAGUGUUUCAGCGAGAUCGGCGGGUUUCUGUUGCCGCACCCGGGGCCGAAGGUGGCUGGUAGUGCCGAGUUCGACGGCAGCAGCGCCGACAUGGACUCACUUUUCGUCACCAUGCUGAAUGAGCUGAUGCCGAACAUCCUGGCGCCAAAGAACCUGACCGUGAAAAUGGUUGCUGGCAAUCCCCUAACGGGAGGCGACAUGUUCAGGUUUUUCACCACCUACACAAAACUGUUUCAGAGCGAUGCACUGCCCAAGCCUAAAAACAUCCUGCAAGCGACCGCUGAGACAAACAACAUGGCUGCAGCUGAAGAAGCCAAGUCCCUAUACGCUCGUGAAAUGGAGUCCAUCAUCCGCAGCAGCCGGACCUCACUAUCACGGGAGAUCUUUCUGCGAAAGCAUCGAGAAACAUCUCAAAAGGCUGAAAAAGCCUUCUGUGGUCGCAAGAAGAUGGGAGACUGGGCAAUGUCUGAACGGUAUCGACUGGAGCUGAUGCGCGACAUUGGGGAGCGUUUUAAACGUUUUGAUGAAGCAAACAACGUGAAACGAGGCAAAGAGAGGCUGGAGGCCGAAUCCUGCAAUGCCAAACUGGUGAUCACAUGCACGACGCUGUACGUCAGCGAGAUGAGGUCGGUCUCAGACGACCACUCUGACUUUGUGCCGCAGGAGAUCCUAAACAGCGCCCAUGUGAGGAUCAAACGGAAGGCACUUGGCCACUUCAACACCAGUCAUACACCAUUUGACGGCGUUGAGAAGGCAAGCCGAGAAAAGCUAUCCUCAGACAUGGAAACUCAGUUUCGUAAGAUAGUGAUUCACAACGACGUGAAGAAAGACGCUACGCACCGCAGGAUCGAGAGCCAGAACAUGCGGGCUGUGGAGGGCGCCAAGAGCUGCUACCACUCGAUGAUGACUGAGAAGACGUCCAAGGGUGCACUGAGCCCUGAGGGGCUGCAGAUGCUCCACGAGAUCGCACUGCAUACCGCCGAGGGAAUAUUUGAGUCGCUCGAGGCAGGCGACGAGUGCUCAGCGGCCCACCACCUGGAGAGCCUUCGAGACGACAUCAACAGCGACCUGGAGUCGUACGUUCGUGACAAUCAGCGGAAGGGGGAGAAAGAACAGCUCGAGAAGGAGUUGCGAUUGAAAACUGAGCAGAGAGUGAGAGCGAUAACGGUGCAAGUGACCCGGCCUCCACCUGCAGACGAGUGCAUCUUGCUGUAGGUGAUGUAGGUAUUAAAUAACUGGCAUGCACGAGCAUUUGUUCAUAAACUAAUGGAAUUACCUACCGUUGGACUACUGGUAAAUGUGACUCUAACAUAGCUUAACUUUGUGAUUCUGUGCAUACUUUUACUGCCCGUCUGAUAAAGGCGCUGGGGGGAGGGGGAGGGGGCGAUGAAACCUUCAUGCAGUGUGAUGUUCGAACGGUUUGUAUCAUUUUAUGAAUAUAUUGUACAUAAUGAUCCGUA